Messenger RNA from Colletotrichum lupini, 231 nucleotides. Its product is annotated as cytochrome P450. Bases 1 to 231 code for a protein of 76 amino acids. NCBI's taxonomy places the organism in Eukaryota, Fungi, Ascomycota, Sordariomycetes, Glomerellales, Glomerellaceae. The transcript has a single exon. The record is from RefSeq and is a predicted model, not a curated record.
AUGGAAUACACCACUCUCUCACUGCAUUGGUUCUCGCAACUAGCUAGCCUGCUGACCCCUUUUUCAGCAUUGGCUGUUGUCGUGGUUCUCGUCACAAUCCUCCCGAUGGUCAUGGACCGGGCCACCGCGGAAAAACCAAAGCCCAAAAUCGCCAGCUCAGGAUCCCGGUUCGCCAACAGACAGGACUUCGCCGCCAAUGGCGUUGAGAUCAUUGAGAAGGGCUUCAACUAG